Molecule: messenger RNA, 492 nt
Organism: Anisakis simplex (herring worm)
Lineage: Eukaryota; Metazoa; Nematoda; Chromadorea; Rhabditida; Anisakidae
Source: the annotation of a GenBank genome assembly
AUGGAAGGUUCGAGUAUAGCCAAGAAACCGGGGAAAUUGUUGAAUCUUGGCUUACACGAGCAACAAGACGAACUCGAACAGAAACUCGAAAAUGGCUUCGCAAUUGUGCUCAGCCGAAUGGGUAACUUACAUGAACGCGAGGCGCACGAUCAACUUUUGCAAGCAGUCGCUGACGCAAAGUUAAUGUCGUAUGACUUGAGUGAAUUCAUUGCAUUCCAGAUGUACGAAGUUGUUAUCGGUGGUUUACUGUAUGGUGUCCUUUCGGAUCCGGUGAAUGCAAGUAAGUAUUAUGAUGCACUGACGUUGGUUGCGAAUGGUUCGUGGUUCUGUGCGUUGUGCAACGUGAACAUGGUACUGUUUGAACUGUAUCCACGACUGCACAACGAGGCACGUCAACAAAUUCUGUUCUUCUUUCGAGAAUCGAUCAGAGUGAAUGUUCCCAAAAUCGAUAACGUCCUCAUCAAUCUGAUCCGAAACGCUAACGAUGGUUAG